AUGGAGCGCAGCAUGAUGAAACCAGACUGGGCCACAAUCAACGUGGCGAGAAGUGCGGGACAAGACGACAUAGCGAGGUAUAUGCUCGACCACAGCGGUCUGGCCAACGCAGCGGACUCUGACGGAAGAACUCCCCUUUGGACGGCUUCCGACAAGGGCGAUUACGAACUCGUGGAAUUCUUGCUGGGUGUCGACUGUGUCGAUGUAACCAAGGCGGACAAUCACAAUCACACACCAAUGUUCCGCGCCAUACUGAACGGACAUCAUCAAAUCGUCGAGCUCGUCAUGCGGUCCGGCAAAAUGGGCCCCCGCGACAGAAUGUGGUGGUUGUAA
Messenger RNA from Purpureocillium takamizusanense, 333 nucleotides. RefSeq lists its product as uncharacterized. The transcript has a single exon. NCBI's taxonomy places the organism in Eukaryota, Fungi, Ascomycota, Sordariomycetes, Hypocreales, Ophiocordycipitaceae. The coding region runs from base 1 to 333 and encodes 110 amino acids. The record is from RefSeq and is a predicted model, not a curated record. Gene Ontology annotation, molecular function: protein binding.